CUCCAAUAAAGGGUGGGUUUUAGUUUUACCAGAAAUGAGCAUUUCUGAACUUCUUCCCGCCACUAAAAACCCUAGAAAAUGGAGGUUCACAUGGGAAUCCAAUUCUCACGUCCCCAUUAUCCGGUUAUACAUCUUUCACCCCAACACCAAACCCUCCUCUCAAUGCACCGAUUUGAAGGUGACUAUUUUAUCGGAUAAAUCUCUACUCGAAGUUACUUGGCUCGACAAAAAUCAAGUAGGGUCACCGGCGACGGCAGCGUCACUUUGGGUUCCGAUUCCUAGGGUCUUGAUUGAUGCUGAUUCCCCGAUUAAUUUACGAGCACUGGAUGAUCACAUUGAAGUUAAAUUUGUUCUGAUUCUUCCCGUCGACCACCCGAUUAUAUCGAAUUUUGAUUUUGAAGAUGGUGAUGAGAAUGCAUUGGAAGAUGAUGAACUUCAACCUCUUCAAUUGGAUUCUGAUCUUAAGAAGCUGGCUUCCUGUGGAGAGGUGCAGUUUUAUUGCAGAUGUUGCUCUACCAAGUUAACUAGAGCUGUUCGAUUUUUCAAGGAAAUGCCAUCUGUCAAUUGGCGUGAGGCAGCUGAUAACUGGUUUGGGACUUGUUGCUGUUCUUUUGGGGGUGUAAGUGAGAAACUUGUAGCAAAAUAUGCCAACUCAUACACAUGUUCAUCAGGAAUGUGCCUAGUGGAUGCUACAUCUAUUGUCAUCUCCAAAGAUGACUUAAUAGGACAUAAAUUUCCUGACAAAAUUAAACUCCAAGAACACAAAUCUCUUCAUUCUUUGAAUAACAGCUUUAAAAAGCUGAAUGUUGAUCAUAGUAGUCAAAACGAAAAACUCCAUGAUCAUGAAUGUGUCCAUGUUCAUAAACAUGAAGAGGAAACACUUGAUACAAAUGAAUUACUAGCAAACAAAACCAGUCUCCUCAAUGGUCUUCUUGGAAAUAGCUUCAUGGUCACAUCUCCAUAUCUUUCAAAAGACAUAAAAUGGAGUGAAAUCUCAUGUCCUAAUUGCUCAUCUCUUCUUGGAGCAUUCCCACAUGAUAAUCUUGAUGGUUUCCCAUUGAAUGAUAGUGUUCACUUGUUCAAAUGUUUCAUAUCUACUUCACUACCAAUUGGAGGUUCAAAUGACCUUUUUAGGAAAUACAGUUUAGAGAGGAUGUUCAGUAGCCAGUUGUUGGAAAGUGCAAAAGAUGAACUCUCAUUCAGAACAGUGGUUAGAAAUCUGCAAACAAGAUCUCCAAUGUUGCAAAUUGUUCUGAUAAACCCUAAUUCAUGGUGCUCAUUUGGGGAUUGUAUGGAUGAAAUUGUAUCAAUUCCCAAGAUCAAUAUCUACCCUAUGAUUAAAGUGCUAUUUUCAGACUGCAGUAACACCACUGAAUCUCAGCUAAGGAAACUAGAUGAAUGGGUUAAAAAGAAUCAAGUUGAAGAUGUUUAUAUGUUGAUGACAAAAGCAUUAGCAGAAUCAUUGGAAAUAGGAAACCGAAUGCUUCCACAUUCUCAUGCAUCUCUUCAGGGGUUGUCUUUAUCUUUCUUACAUAGUCCUAGUCUUCUAGAUGAUUUAGGGUUUGGAAAUUAG
Molecule: messenger RNA, 1573 nt
Organism: Lactuca saligna
Lineage: Eukaryota; Viridiplantae; Streptophyta; Magnoliopsida; Asterales; Asteraceae
Source: the annotation of a GenBank genome assembly